This is a messenger RNA of Papaver somniferum (opium poppy), 2718 nucleotides long. RefSeq lists its product as uncharacterized. The record is from RefSeq and is a predicted model, not a curated record. Bases 222 to 2537 code for a protein of 771 amino acids. The transcript has 6 exons. Lineage: Eukaryota; Viridiplantae; Streptophyta; Magnoliopsida; Ranunculales; Papaveraceae. Gene Ontology annotation, molecular function: protein binding.
ACAGAAAUUUAUAGGAACUUUCUAAGUUGUAACUCACUUACCUAUUCAUUUUUCUAAUUUGUUUCUAUUUUUCCUUCCCUCUAACCCCCUACAAGAAAAAUUAAAUUUUUAGCUCCGGCCAGUUUGGGGAUGAGUUAAGGCCAUGAUCUAGCCUAACUGAUUUUUGUAAACUCUCUUCUCAUUUCCAAAAAAAUAUAAAAUCUCCAUACUAGCCAUUUAACAUGUCUACUUGGUGCAAAAAUCAUGAUCAUUAUGAAUGUCAGCAAGAAUUAAUAUCUAAGCUUGUUGAAUCCCAAGAAGCAAUGUUUGAUAAGCUUGUUAAAUCUCAAGAAGCCAUGUUUAGUAGGCUUUGCAAAGUACUCAUCAAGCAGAGUAAUGAUGAUGAUCAAACUGGUGAAGGAUCCGCGGAUGAAGAUGAAGAUUCUGGGUUAAUUGAAAAGGAAGAAAGAACAAAUGAGGUAACUGAUGAUAACGAUGAAGAAGAGGACGAACAAAAUAGCGAUAUUCAAAACAUUGAAUCAGACCACGAACAGGGUGGUCAAAUUAUGAGUACUGAAACUGCUUUGGAGGGAUACGAGCAUCUAUUCAAGGCAGCAAAAUCUGGUGACUGGAAAGAUGCAACAGAAUUUUUCGGAAACAAUCCAGAAGCGAUGCAGAUGAUUACGAAUGAUGAAUGGAAAACAGCACUGCGUAUAGCGGUACUUAAUAAUCAGUUGUUGUCUUUGGAGGAGAUUGUGAAACUCAUGCCACCAGAGGCACUCCAGUAUGACGCAAGGGCGAGAGCAUCCACAGCACUUCAUGAUGCUGCCAUGUAUGGAUACACUGAGGCAGCUGAAGUGUUGGUAAACAACAACUUCAGAUUGACACAGAUACGCGAUACAAAAGGAAGGGUACCUCUCCAAUUAGCUGUUCAAGCUGUCACAAUUGGGCAAACAGAGACGGUUAAGUAUCUUUACUCUGUAACGAGACAUGUGAAGCCAAGUCCAUUCUUAGGUCAUGAUGGUGCUAGAUUAUUAUGCAGUACAAUUGAUGCGAACUUUUACGAUAUAGCACUGUCACUUGUCAAAAGGUUUCCCAAGUUGGUUACAGAGAAGUCACGGGAGCAUGGUAUAUGCGGAUUAGAGUCAAUAACUCAGAGGCCAUUUGCAUUUCUCAGUGGUGCAAAGCUGACAUGGUGGCAACGCAAAAUUUAUGCAUUAACUCCUGUGGACAUGGAUUCUACAUCGAACCAUGGCGCCCAGGCAGACGAACGGACUGCUUCUACAUCAGUAGAAUGCACCCAACAAGAUGAAGAGAACCCUUUAUAUAUCUCGGAAGUCCCCCAAGUACUUGAAAAAAAUCUUUCCAAGAGCUCAAAUGUCAACUCAACAAUCGCUGAUAAAGGGAUAAUGGCCAUAUUCGCAUCAGUUUAUCACAUGCCCAAUAUGACGCGAGUUCUUCAUAUCAAGCAGUACUUAUACCGACAGAAGUUGAUGCACAAACAAGCCCUCGCAUUAGUCAGAGAAAUGUUCGGGCAGAUCGAUAAAGCAGUAACGGACAAGUCUCAGAUAGUAGAGUAUUUUAGUGAGAACUCGAACCUCAUAAAGACAGCUAUAAAGAAUGGUACUAAAGAGGUUAUAGUGGAGUGUCUUAAAAAGUUUCCUUUCCUUAUUUGGCAUCAAUUAGGGGGACAGACAAUGAUACAAAUGGCUAUUGCCGAGCGAAAUGAAAAGAUUUUCGAUGUCAUAUGUGAAACCAGUGGUAAAGAUAAGAUCGAUUUGGUUUCCAGAAAAGAUAAAAAGGGUUACACUCUCUUGCAUCACGCUGCCAAGAUUGCACCUCCACUGCAACUCAAUUCUGUAAGCGGUGCAGCUCUCCAGGUGCAACGUGAAUUGCAAUGGUUUAGGGGGGUGGAGAGUCUUAUACCGGUAGAAGAUAAGUUUAGGAGAAACAGAAAAGGAUUUACAGCUCAGUACUUAUUUACACAACAACACAAGAAAUUGGUAGAAAAAGGAGGGCAAUGGAUGAAAGACACAUCUGGAUCGUGCAUGGUAGUUGCUGCCCUCAUUACUACUGUGGCAUUUGCAGCUGUUUUCACGGUCCCGGGAGGUAAUAUUAGUGAUACUAAUAGCGCCAAGAAUGGUACACCAAUUUUCUUGCGAAAGACCUCAUUCACGGUCUUUAUUAUAGCAGAUGCACUAGCUCUAUUCUCUUCCAUCACAUCUGUGCUUAUGUUCUUAGCUAUUCUUACGUCCAGACAUGCGGAAAUAGACUUUUUCAAAUCCCUGCCACAAAAACUGAUUAUUGGUCUUGCAACUCUAUUUAUAUCUAUGGCCACCAUAUUGGUAGCUUUUGGCGCAUCACUGUUUAUCGUGCUCGGUGAUAGAUUCCCAUGGUCUCCAAUUCCCAUAACAUUGUUUGGUUGUAUUCCUUUGAGCUUGUUUGCAUCAUUGCAGUUGCCAUUGUUUAUUGAAAUGGUUCGCUCCACAUACUGGAAUAGCCUCUUGGGGAAUCACAGAUAUGUUCAACAAAGUAAUGAUAAAGAGAAGGUGAAUUAAACCAAGAGAUAAUUCUGCAAAGUGUGACCGAAGGAAAUAUGUAAAUAGUUUUAAUGCUUGGUGGCUCUCCAAAUCACAUAUGCCUGCAUACAUGUAUGAUGUACGCGUACCCCUUUUUGCUCAUUUAUUCCAGUGUAGUGAAUGGCAUUCCUCUAAUUUGAAUUAUUAUUUCUCUGAUCAA